AUGAUCGCCACCCUGCGCGCACCACUACGCAGUACUUUUGCCCGAGCGCACACACAUCGCAAUGGCCGGCGCACCUUCCUGAACCUGUCCUCUCUGUCGCCCUUCGGCUCUGGCGGUGCGCCCGACCCCGGCGAGGUGCAGACGUACCACGAGCGCAAGAUCCUCCCAUACACUCGCGCGCAGCUAUUUGCUGUUGUCUCCGACGUGGCGCAGUACAAGCGCUUCGUGCCCUACUGUGCGACCUCUACCAUCACGGCUCCGCCGAGACCGUACCCUGCUGCUGGAAAGGACGCGACAAGGAUGGAGGCCGAGCUCGGUGUUGCGUUUGGACCGUUCUCGGAAAGUUAUGUUAGUACGGUGACGUGCGUGCCGGAUUUGAGCGUCGAGGCCGUGGCCUCGUCUUCAACGCCGCUGUUCAAGAGCCUCACAACAACAUGGCGCUUCCAGCCCGCCUCACCGUCCUCACCACAUCCCUCGUCCGCGCCGCCUCUCUCAGGCUCAAACUCUCCUAAUCCAACGAAGGACGACGGCCCGACGCUCAUGACGCUCGACCUCGCGUACGCGUUCGCGUCCCCGCUACAUGCGGGCGUGGCGGGCGCGUUCUUUGGGCAGGUCAGCGCUGCUAUGGUCAGGGCGUUCGAGGAGCGUUGUAGGGAUGUUUAUGGGCCGGGGAGGAAGUAG
Messenger RNA from Peniophora sp. CBMAI 1063, 681 nucleotides. The record is from the annotation of a GenBank genome assembly. Lineage: Eukaryota; Fungi; Basidiomycota; Agaricomycetes; Russulales; Peniophoraceae.